AUGACCGUGGUGAUGGAGCUCAAUGGGAAGAUGGACGCAGCCGCCAAGUAUCCGUUGUCACAGCACCCCUAUGGCCAGGACCCGGAGUUCGGCAGCUGCUGCCCCUGCUGUGACUGCUGCCCCGGCUGCCCCGGCUGCGGCAGCUGCCCGAACCUCUGCUGCUGCUGCCCUAGCUGCUGCUGCCCUCCCAGCUGCGCCUGCUGCUGCCGGCUCUGCUGCUGCCUCCCCCAGCUCCUCUGCAAGCUGCCCAAGUUCGCCGGCUGCCCAAUCAACAUCAAGAGGCCGCUGAUCAUCCUGGUGGUCAUCGUCCUCGUUGUGGUGAUCAUCGUGGGAGUUCUGCUCAUGGGGCUGCACAUCACCCAGGCCCACACGGAGACGGUUUUGCAAAUGACCAUCGACGGCCUGGAAGGGGCUGGGUCCCAGCUGAACCUCGCCAUGGAGAUGGAAGGAGCAGCCACUUUCCAUGUGGAGGAUGGUACCAAUGACCCGGCCACGGUUAUCUAUGACUUUAACAGGCUGCUGAUGGCCUACAAGCCCUGGCAUAGACAAGCGUGCUACAUCGCCAGGAUGGACAAGGGAAACAUGCCAGGCCUGGAUGCUGUCCUCCAGGAAUUCCAGACCAAACUGUCCAUCACACCUCCCGUGCUGAGGGAGGAGGAGGCACUCCGUGCAUCUGUGGUUGACCGCUCCCUCAUGGGGGCCACAAUUAACAUCCUCUGUAGUCGUGUCCCCAUCUUCUGGGCUUAGAGAGGCUGGCUCACACAAGAGGUCCUGAACUGCUCCCCAAUGGAAGGGGAACACUGCAUCUGCUUGCACCCUCUCAGCAGAAUUUGGGUGGCUUUGUGGGGCACCCAGCUAAUGGAGGCUUGGCCUAGGGGAACUGUUCAGCUCAUCAAGAUUUAUUCAUGACAUGCACAAAAGGAAGAGGAGUCAUCUUCCAGGACAACAAGAAGUCCAGGUGGAAGAUACAGCCAGUGUUUUAGCAUCUCAUGAAUACACAGAGGUUUACAAAAGCCACACUCUAGUAAAAUACAGAGCCAUGGAAACACAAAAAAAAACCCAUGAUGUAUUUUAAACCCAAUGG
Hemicordylus capensis (graceful crag lizard) is the source of this 1084-nucleotide messenger RNA. Its product is annotated as pulmonary surfactant-associated protein C-like. Lineage: Eukaryota; Metazoa; Chordata; Lepidosauria; Squamata; Cordylidae. The record is from RefSeq and is a predicted model, not a curated record. Gene Ontology annotation, biological process: respiratory gaseous exchange by respiratory system. The transcript is spliced from 6 exons. Gene Ontology annotation, cellular component: alveolar lamellar body; extracellular region. The coding region runs from base 1 to 747 and encodes 248 amino acids.